UAGUACAGUCUAGGGACGUUAUGGCGUUUACCUCAACGAUUAGCUGUACCAGAAUGUUUCUGCAUGGUACAAAAUUAAAAGCUAUGAUAUGUAAUAUCAAACAGUCAGACUGCUGGAGGUGCAGAUUAGGAGCCAAGAGAUCUCUUCUUUCAGAAGAUGUCAUUAAGCUGCAAGAUUUCCAAAAAAGAAAAAAUGAAAUGACUUUAAAACAUGGAGAUAAAGGAGAAUAUAUACAAAUGUUUCAACAAAAGCUACAAAGAAAUGACCUCAUCCUAAGAGACGAGUUGAAAGUGCUGCUUCACUUAUGUCAGACACCGGAGGACAUGAUCAUCGCUAAAGCUGCCAUCUGUCGGUUUCAUCACGACAACAGAAAUGCAUCUUACACAGAGUUCAAGUUUGGCCCCCUGUUUAUGAGGCUUUGCUAUGAACUUAACAUGGAGGAGAUGGCGGAAUGCACAAUAAAGGACAAGAGUCUGAAAGGAUUCUUCCCAGACUCAACAUCCUUCAACAUCAUGAUGGACAUGCUAUUUAUGAAAGGACACUAUGAGAGUGCACUGGAAGUCCUAGCAGACAUGAGGAAUCAGGGAGUGCUUUUCAACAAGGACACCUUCAUUUUGGCCUUUGCUAUCUGCUACAAGCUGAAUACUGCCAAGUCAUACAGAAUCUGUAUCAUGAUGCUUGAAGAGGCACAGAUGAAAGGUUUCCUUAUUCCUAGACAUGCCUACUACUUUGCAGUGGCUCUGGCACUCAAACAGGAGGACAUAGAAAAGGCCAAAUCUCUGUUUUCACAGAUCAUGACCACCAGUAACAGAAUAAGCCAGAAUCUGCAAGUGUAUAUAUUAGCCAUGGAUGGGGCUCUGAAUGACAUUCUCUCUGUUCUGACAUCAGCACUGGACUGCAGAAGUCCAACGUUCGUGAAGAAGCCCGAAUUUUCCGAGGAGGUGGUAGACUUGGUGCUGCAGCGCAGUAAGGACAGCCCGGCACUGCAGGGCCGCCUGGAGCGUGUCCAGGCACAGCUGCGGGAGUCUGGCCAGGUGACAGCGCUGAGCAUCGACGAGCUACUCUGCCUGACGCACAGCGGGAAGCACAGACCCUUCAGUGAGCUGCUGAUGCCAAGGAAGGUCGGCCGCCGGGGAGGCAGGCCGCUGCACUCAGCCCUGCUGUCCGAGUGACUCCCCCCCCGGGUCUCCUUAGCCCCCCGGGUCUCUGUCUACCUCCCCAGCCGCUUCCUUACUGCUGUCAGAGUGCAGACCUCUGGCAUGAGACCCAUUGAUGCGAACUCCAUCAACACCAUUAAAGUAGCUAGUCUAACAUCAGCGACAGUGUUUGCUCAUUUUUAACUCUCAAAGCAGGAGAUGAAGAUCCUGUCAUUAUUAUAUCUUAUUACUUGAUAAGAUAUUCUGACAUAUGUUUAAAAAUAAAUAAUAAUUCAUUUGCUUUUAGAGAUGAUCCCUCCACUUGAACUCAUAAUUUCUAGAGUCUGCUGUCCCUGUUAUGUGUGGAAAGUCAGACUUUAAUCUGCGAUUAAUGGUAAAACGCUCUAUUUUAUGGUAUAGUUGAACUGAUUGCAUUUCAUGACAUGGGUUAAAGACGGCAUCCACGGAACUGGCUUCUGAAUAGUGAGGGAAGAAACGAGGCAGUGCGCUGUUCUGUCCUCUGCUGACUCAUGUUGCAGUUCCAGCUGUUGGCCUGGAUUGAAUAAAGCUGGAACUACAACACGUACAAACUGGUUAUUGUCAGCAUGCAGAUGCUACACACUGCUGUUUUUGUGGAUUCGCCCUUUUUGCCAUGUUCGUUUGUAGUCUGAUUUGCAGUGAAGGGUUCUGUUGAGCACAUCAGUGUUUUCUUCUGGAAACUCCUUGUCAUUAUUUCUGGUCUGUGAGACCCCUGUAAUUUUAUUUGUAUGUAACCUAAGGUGUAAAAUCCCGUUCAAAUGUUGCUGCACUUAAAAAAUUACAAGAAGAUUAACUGAA
Brienomyrus brachyistius is the source of this 1973-nucleotide messenger RNA. RefSeq names its product pentatricopeptide repeat domain 2 (gene ptcd2). NCBI's taxonomy places the organism in Eukaryota, Metazoa, Chordata, Actinopteri, Osteoglossiformes, Mormyridae. Gene Ontology annotation, cellular component: mitochondrion. Gene Ontology annotation, biological process: multicellular organism development; mitochondrion organization; regulation of mRNA processing. Gene Ontology annotation, molecular function: RNA binding; protein binding. The record is from RefSeq and is a predicted model, not a curated record. The coding region runs from base 21 to 1172 and encodes 383 amino acids. The transcript has 10 exons.